Messenger RNA from Sardina pilchardus (European sardine), 5329 nucleotides. RefSeq names its product myotubularin related protein 3 (gene mtmr3). Bases 339 to 4097 code for a protein of 1252 amino acids. The record is from RefSeq and is a predicted model, not a curated record. Gene Ontology annotation, biological process: regulation of autophagy; phosphatidylinositol dephosphorylation. Gene Ontology annotation, molecular function: protein phosphatase binding; phosphatidylinositol-3,5-bisphosphate 3-phosphatase activity; phosphatidylinositol-3-phosphate phosphatase activity. Gene Ontology annotation, cellular component: cytoplasm; membrane. The transcript is spliced from 21 exons. Lineage: Eukaryota; Metazoa; Chordata; Actinopteri; Clupeiformes; Clupeidae.
CGCGACUCAGGCCUGUGCUUAGGGGUCCGCCCUCUAUCGCAUAACAACAACAAAAACACAACCUACUCCGUUAGCCCGCUAGUUAGCUGUAGUAUCAGAGCAGGCCCGCUCCAGAGAGGAGGUGGGAGAACCGGGGGAAGAAGAGGAAGCUACCGACAAACACUGCAGAUAUUCUUAAUUCAAUGUCAUAACCCAGAGUGAGACGUUUCCAAACAGGAAGUUAAACAAGGACGUCGCCGUCUUGAGCUUCUCUGCCCUUCCAGUGGACUGAGCCUGUGAUUGAGUGAGAAGAAAGGAAACGAUUGGCUGGAAGAGAGCCAGACUCCUUCACUGGGGCUAUGGAGGAGGAGGGGCAGCAGAGCUUGGAGUGCAUCCAAGCCAAUCAGAUCUUCCCCAGGAAGCCCCCAGUCCUGGAGCAAGAUGACCUGCAGGUGCCCUACGCUGAGCUGCAUGGAGAGUUCACCCAGUAUGUGGGGAGAGCGGAGGACGCCAUCAUCGCCAUGUCCAGCUACCGGCUGCACAUCAAGUUCAAGGAGUCCAUCGUCAACGUUCCUCUCCAGUUGAUUGAGAGUGUGGAAUGUCGGGACAUGUUCCAGCUGCACAUCACCUGCAAGGACUGCAAAGUCGUAAGGUGCCAGUUCUCCACACUCGAGCAGUGUCAGGAAUGGCUGAAGCGUCUGGUGGCUGCGAUUAGACCUCCAGCCCACCUGGAGGAGCUGUUUGCCUUCGCCUACCACGCCUGGUGUGUGGACGUCUACACCGGAGAGAAGGAGCAGCACGGACAGCUCUGCAGGCCAGGCGAUCACGUGACCUCUCGCUUUCAGAGCGAAGUGGAGCGCAUGGGCUUCGACACUCAGAACGCCUGGAGGGUCUCCCACAUCAACAGCAAACACAAGCUGUGCCCCAGCUACCCUCAGCAGCUGCUGGUGCCCGCAUGGAUCACAGAUAAGGAGCUAGAGAACGUGGCCGCCUUCCGCUCCUGGAAGAGGAUCCCAGCUGUCGUCUACAGGCACCAGAGCACGGGUGCGGUGAUCGCACGCUGUGGUCAGCCGGAGGUGAGCUGGUGGGGGUGGCGGAACGCCGACGACGAGCACCUGGUCCAGUCCAUCGCCAAGGCCUGCGCAGUGGACGCCAGCGGCACACACAAGCCCCUCACACACAGCUCCUGCUCACGAGACCUCUCCAACGGCACCGACCUCUCCGACACCGACUUUGAGUCGUCCAUGACCAACAGCUCGGAGGUGGAGAGUCUGGCCAUCCAGCCUCAUAAGCUGCUGAUCCUGGACGCCCGCUCCUACGCCGCCGCAGUGGCCAACAGAGCCAAGGGAGGAGGCUGCGAAUGCCCAGAGUACUACCCCAACUGUGAGGUGGUGUUCAUGGGCAUGGCCAACAUCCAUUCCAUCCGCAAGAGUUUCCAGGCUCUUCGCUUCCUCUGCACACAGAUGCCUGAUCCAGCCAACUGGCUGUCUGCCCUGGAGAACACCAAGUGGCUGCAGCACCUGUCCCUGCUGCUGAAGGCGGCUCUGCUGGUGGUCAACGCCGUGGACCGAGACCACCGGCCCGUGCUCGUGCACUGCUCCGACGGCUGGGACCGCACGCCACAGAUCGCCGCCCUCGGCAAGAUCCUGCUGGACCCCUACUACCGCACCGUGGAGGGCUUCCAGGUGCUGGUGGAGACGGAGUGGCUGGACUUCGGCCACAAGUUCGCCGACCGCUGCGGCCACGGCGAGAACGUCGAGGACCUGAACGAGCGCUGCCCGGUCUUCCUGCAGUGGCUCGACUGCGUCCACCAGCUGCAGAGACAGUUCCCGUGCUCCUUCGAGUUCAACGAGGCCUUCCUGGUGAAGCUGGUGCAGCACACCUACUCGUGUCUGUACGGGACGUUCCUGUGCAACAGCGGUAAGGAGCGGGAGGAGCGUCUGAGCCAGGAGAAGACCUGCUCCGUGUGGUCGCUGCUGCGGCCCGCCAACAGAGCCUUCCGGAACAUGCUCUACUCCUCACACUCUGAGGCCGUAUUGCACCCUGUGUGCCACGUGCGGAACCUGUUGCUGUGGACGGCGGUGUACCUGCCCAGCUCCUUGCCCACCACGCCCUCGGACGACUCCUGUGCCCCCUACCCCAACCCCGAGGACCAGCCCCUGGGCAGGCGGUCAAAGACGCGGUCGUUUGACAACCUUCCGAGCGCGUGCGAGGUGUUUCCCAACCGCCGCUCGAGCGACCCCAGCCUGAACGAGAAGUGGCAGGAGCACCGGCGCUCCCUGGAGCUGAACAUCGGCGCCGGACCGGAGUCGGACCAGGACGAGAGUCCCGCCGGGCAGAACGGAACGCUGGUCGGACCUGCCGGCGCCAGAACGGGGCUGGUGGACGGGGCGGAACAAGAGAACGCGGAGAACGUGAUGGUCAACGGCACGAGGACAGGAAGGGUGAUGGGGGAGGGGCUAAACGGAGAGGAGGAGGAGCCAGCGGUGUCAGUGGACGUGUCUGCCGGCCAGGUGGAGAACGUUCUACAGGAGGCGACGGAGGAUGCGGCAGGAGUCGCCGGACGGCGGCAGAAGAUCAACGGCCACGGCGGCGGCAGGGCGGUCGUCCACGGCAACGGCGUCUGCCCGAACGGAACCGCGGACGCGUCGGACGGCGUCUCCAACGGCGUGGACUCCUCUCCCGGGGACGAGAGCCCUGCGGCCCUGAAACCGAGCGACUUGCACACUCACGCCGUGAACGGCACGCUCCCCGACGCUCCCACCCCGGAGGCCCAGGGGGCGCCAGAGAGCCAGGAGCCGACCUCACACACCCCUCCCCCCUCCUCCCACCGCACGCCCGCCCCCCUCAGGACUAUGAGCAACGGCGGAACCGGAGCGGGGUCGUCAGCGGAGCAGCCGGUCAGACCGGACCAUCAGCCGCCGCCGCCGCCAGAGUCGCUGGUCAAGCGCCUGUCCCUGCUGGAGAGCUCCACGGAGACGCUCACCGAGGAGGGGACCAAUCCCGUGCCGCGCCCAGACUCCCUGGCGCCCACCAGACCGGACGGUUCCGGCUCCGAGCCCGACGACGCCAACCCGGAGCUGGGCAUCGCGGGCACUACCCGUCGGCCCAGCAGUGGCACCCCCAGCGCCCAGCGCCCCUCUCUCAGUGCCUUGGCCCCUGUGCCACCCGCCCAGGACAACCCCGGGCACCACCACCACCACCACCACCUCCUCCACCUCCACCACCACCCCUGCAACGGCGAGAGCUGGGAGCCCGAGCCUGGCACCCCUCAGCAGUGGGCGCGGAGCAACGGCGAGCAGCGGGCACCCCUCAGCCGCCAGCUCUCGGCCGCCAGCUGCGGCUCCCAGACGCUCCAGUCCUCGCCCGCCGUCAUGCCAGCCUGCGUGCCCGCCGCGUGCCCCUACCUCCCCGCGCAGCAGCUGCCGCCCUCGCACCCCCUGCGCCGCGCCAGCUGCUCCCAGCACCGCUGCCCGCACGCCGGCCUCGCGCCCCGGCCCGCCGCCAGCCCGGAGGCGGGCCAGAGCCGCAGCCACCUGGACGAGGACGGCCUGGCGCUGCACACGGACGCCGUGCAGCAGCGGCUGCGGCAGAUCGAGGCCGGGCACCAGGCCGAGGUGGAGGCGCUCAAGCGCCAGGUGCAGGAGCUCUGGAGCCGCCUGGAGAGCCAGCAGGCCACCGGCGCACUACGCCUCAACGGGGACCUGGGGGACGAACUGACCUCAAUAGCGGACUCCGACUUCAACCUGGACCCAAACUGCCUGUCGCGUUGCAGCACCGAGUUCUUCUCAGAAGCCAGCUGGGAGCAGGUGGACAAGCAGGACACUGAGGUGACGCGGUGGUACCCGGACCACUUGGCGGCUCAGUGCUACGGCUGUGAGAGCAGGUUCUGGUUGGCUACCAGGAGACACCACUGCAGAACCAAACCACCUAUAGAAGAGGCCUGGAACUGUGGGAACGUGUUCUGCGGUAGCUGCUGUGACCAGAAGAUCCCGGUGCCGAGCCAGCAGCUGUUUGAGCCCAGCCGCGUGUGCAGGAGCUGCUUCACCAGCCUGCAGGCCGCCGCCACGCCCAAACAGAUGGAGCUGGAGCGCCCCAUCACCGCCAGCUCCAACUAGCCUCCACCCACAACCACCCACCCACCCACCCCUCAGCCCAGCCCCAGCCCCAGCCAUGGAAGCCUGUGCGGGGCAGCCUGGCUGCGCAGACCCCCUUACCCCCCCUCGUGGCCUUGGCGCUCGGCAGUGGAGGAGGAGGAAGAGGAGGAGGAGGAGUGGAGGAAGGAUGGCAGAAGGAGUCUGUUUUUGUUUAGUUUGUUUUCGUUCUUGUCUGUUUGUUUGUUUGUUUGUUUGUUUGUUUGUUUUGCACAGACAGUACAGUAGUGGUGCUCUGGACGGCUGGGGACUUUCCUGCUCCUGGGGGAAAGGGAAUUUAGAGGUGUGUGUGUGUGUGUGUGUGUGUGUGUGUGUGUGUGGUUGUGAACUUGUGUGCGCAUUUGUAUGUGGUGAGUGUGAGUGUGUUAUGUGUGCGCGUGUGUGUGUGAGAGAGAGAGAGAGAGAUACUGUAUGACUAUAUAGAGAUUAAUGAGGUGGGGAGGGGAGUGGAUUGGAGUGGUUUGGACAUGUUUGCUUGUCACCGAUGCCGAGCACUUUGGGUGGCCAGUGUGUGCAGGGACAUGGUAGCACCACACACACACACACACACACACACACACACACACACAGACACACUGGAGGAGUGUUGGUUAAAGCAGGAUAUAUUGGGAGUAAAGAUCAUUAACACACACUGUUCUAUCUGGGACCUGGCUCUGUUUUAGUACAGGGUGCUAACAUUCAUUAGAUUCUGAGACACUUUCAAAUGAGCUGACUUGCCUUUGGACUGAUUCACUGACUAACACCGUCUUUUUGAGCGUUUAAAUCAGACUGACUGGUUAUUGGAAGAUGGCACAACUGCUCUAUGGCAGUUUGACAUGGUUCCCUUUAUCUGGGACUAUGAUUGUGACUACAUGUUUUGUUUUGCUUUUGUCUGUCUGUGGGCUGUUUUACUCUUUACGUAACAUUACUGACUUGUACUGCGCUUGACUGACUCUCUGACUGACAGACAGAGACAGACAGACAGACUGGCGGUGUUUCAGAUGUUAUGACUGGCAGUAUAUUAGUAUUUGAGUUCGUAUAGUAAGUAUUCCAGUCCCAGUUACUGACUGACUGACUGACUUUGUGUGUGUGUGUGUGUGUGUGUGUGUGUGUGUGUGUGUGUGUGUGUGUGUGUGUGUGUGUGUGUGUGUGUGUGUGUGUGUGUGUGUGUGUGUGUGUGUGUGUGUGUGUGUGUGUGUGUGUGUGUGUGUGUGUGU